Molecule: messenger RNA, 3457 nt
Organism: Desarmillaria tabescens
Lineage: Eukaryota; Fungi; Basidiomycota; Agaricomycetes; Agaricales; Physalacriaceae
Product: SNF2 family N-terminal domain-containing protein
Exons: 25
Coding region: 22-3264 (1080 amino acids)
Biological process (GO): regulation of transcription by RNA polymerase II; nucleosome organization
Cellular component (GO): chromatin; nucleus
Molecular function (GO): histone binding; nucleosome binding; ATP-dependent chromatin remodeler activity
Source: RefSeq, a predicted model, not a curated record
CUCUUCAGUGCGUUGACCAUCAUGAGUACGUUCACCACGGAGCCACCCUUAGACGAUGACAUCCUGAGUGAUGUUGUUCCCAGCAAUAUUGUUUCUCGCCAGGCUAGUCAUGGACUAAGCGGAGAGAGCGAGUUUGAGGAAGAUGAGCUGGCCAGUGAACCGGAUCCCGUUGAAGAGCCGGUGCCCAAACGCAGAGGCCGUUCCGCCCUCGAUAGAGAAGAAAGAAAGCAACGGAGACUAGACGCCGAGGAUAAAUUACAGGCCCAGCGCCAGGAAAUGGACAAAGCCAAGCAAGCCGAUUCGAUAAAACGGUACUCCUACCUUCUGGGUCAAACAGAUCUAUUCAAGCACUUUGUGGAUAUCAAGAAAGCUCGCGAUCCGGAGUAUGCUGCUAUGUUAGAUUCAGAGCCGAAACCGAAAGGACGUGGACGAAAGAAAGCAGCUAACAACAACACGCGACACCGUCGGUCGGAGAAAGAAGAAGAUGAGGAGUUGCUGAAAGAUGGAGAAGCCGCUGUUGACGGGAAUGAUCAACCUUUUGUUUUCGAGGAAUCUCCAAGCUUCAUAACGGGUACCAUGCGCGCCUACCAGCUCCAAGGUCUUAAUUGGAUGGUCUCGUUGCACCAUAAUGGUCUCAAUGGAAUUCUUGCGGACGAAAUGGGCCUCGGCAAAACCCUCCAGACCAUUUCUUUCCUCUCAUACCUCAAACAUUACUGUGGCAUCACUGGACCCCAUCUCAUCGUCGUACCAAAGUCUACGCUACAGAAUUGGCGUCGUGAAUUUGAAAAGUGGUCACCCGACUUCAAUGUUGCUGUUCUGACUGGUUCAAAGGAAGAACGCGCGGACAUCAUCGCCGAGCGUCUAAUACCUCAGGAUUUCGAGGUCUGCAUAACCUCGUAUGAGAUUUGUCUCAUCGAGAAAUCUGCUUUCAAGAAAUUCUCGUUCGAGUAUAUUGUUAUCGACGAGGCUCACAGGAUCAAAAAUGUGGACUCCAUUUUGUCGCAGAUUGUGCGCUCUUUCAUGUCUCGCGGACGACUCUUAAUAACAGGGACGCCAUUACAAAACAAUCUGAAAGAGUUGUUUGCAUUGCUAAACUUCAUUUGCCCGGAAAUCUUUGUCGACUAUGCCGACUUGGAUAGUUUCCUGCACAAAGAUGCUACUGGGGCAGACGAAGAAGCGGAAAAAAGCAAAAAGGUGGUGGAGGCGCUCCAUAAGAUUUUACGGCCGUUCUUACUAAGGCGGGUGAAAGCUGAUGUAGAAAAAAGUCUCCUUCCGAAGAAAGAAAUCAAUAUCUACGUCGGUCUUACGGAUAUGCAGAGAAAAUGGUAUAGGUCUGUACUAGAGAAAGACAUAGAUGCUGUCAAUGGUUUGACUGGUAAGAAGGAGGGGAAAACUCGGCUCAUGAAUAUGGUGAUGCAGCUGCGUAAAGUAACAUGCCAUCCAUACCUAUUUGACGGCGCUGAACCUGGACCGCCUUACACGACUGAUGAGCACUUGAUCGAUAAUUGUGGCAAGAUGAUCAUUCUGGACAAGCUUCUCAAGUCAAUGAAAGCUCAAGGCUCGCGGGUACUGAUUUUCACUCAAAUGAGUCGUAUCCUCGACAUCCUGGAAGAUUACUGCCACUUCCGACAAUAUAAUUACUGUCGGAUUGAUGGAGGGACUGCUCAUGAAGAUCGUAUCGCUGCUAUCGAUGAAUACAACAAACCAGACAGUGACAAGUUUCUCUUUUUGCUCACGACUCGUGCUGGGGGCCUUGGUAUCAAUCUGACGACGGCAGAUAUUGUCGUUCUGUACGACAGUGACUGGAAUCCUCAGGCAGAUCUGCAAGCUAUGGAUCGUGCUCAUCGGAUUGGUCAAACAAAACAGGUGUAUGUUUUCCGUUUAAUUACCGAAGGCAGCGUAGAAGAACGAAUGCUGGAACGCGCAGCACAAAAACUGCGUUUGGACCAGCUUGUCAUCCAGCAAGGUCGAACACAGCAAACAAAAUCUGCUAAUAAGGAUGAGUUGUUGGAAAUGAUCACUCACGGUGCUGACAAGAUCAUCAAUUCAACGUCAACGCCGGAUGAGGUGCUGAUAAAUGAAGACAUCGAUGCCAUUAUACAGCGCGGAGAAGAGAGGACCGUUGAGCUGAACAGCAGAUACGAAGGCCUUAAUUUCGAAGAUCUGAGCAACUUCAAGUCAGAAGCGUCUGUCCAGCAAUGGGAGGGUGAAGACUUCAGAAGCGGACGGAAAAACCUGGGCAUGAGUCUUCUGUCACUGUCGAAACGAGAACGCAAGUCCAACUACUCCGUGGACAAUUACUUCAAGGACACGUUACGCGCUGGACCCUCUAAACCAGAAAAAGCUGCCAAGAUUCCUCGUGCACCCAAGCAGAUUGCAAUCCAAGACUUUCAGUUCUUCCCUCCCCAACUAGCUGCGCUGCAAGACCGUGAACUUGCUGUGCACAAGAGGAUUAAUGGUAUAUCCGCCACCCUGCGUGAGGCUGGCCCCGAUGAUACCCCAGAAAAAUUAGAGGAAGAGAGGUUUGCGGCCCAACAGCUGAUAGAGACGGCUGAACCUCUCACUGAAGCUGAGAUAGCUUUGAAGGACUCAUACAUAGACCAAGGUUUCCCUGACUGGAGUCGACGCGAUUUCCAGCAGUUCGUGAAGGGUUUGGAGACCUAUGGAUGGGAUGCAGAUUGGGAAGAAUACGCAUCUGAUAUACAAGACAAGACGGCUGCGGAAGUAAAGAAGUACUUCCAGGUUUUCCAGAAAAAGUGGAAAACACUGGCAGAGUACCCGAGAAUUCAAGCGCGCAUCGUAGAAGGCGAAGCCAAGCGAAACAAACGCGACAUGCAUACUUAUCUACUCCAGCACAAGAUACAAUCGGUGAAAUAUCCUAUGCAUGAGCUGGAUCUCAACUACCCGACGACCAAAGGAAAAGUCUAUACCGAGGAAGAAGAUCGAUACCUAUUACUUCGGUUACAUCACUACGGCUUACAGACAGACGACGUGUAUGAUAAGAUCAAGAGGGAUAUCAUGGAGAGUCCCCUCUUCCGCUUUGAUUGGUUCUUCAAAAGUCGGUCACCUCAAGAGCUGCAGAGGAGAUGCAACACACUGUUGGGCAUGAUAGAGAAGGAAGCUGAGACGACGAUGCCUCAUUUGGUCACGUCGUCGAAGGGCAAGAAGCGUACUAAUGAGGAGGUGUCUGUGACUAAGUCUAAGAAGUCGGCAUCAGCCAAGGUUAAGGUGGAGGAGAGGCCUGCGAAGAAAAAGAAGACGUAGACCGUCGACGGCUAGAUACCUUUGUAUCCAUUAGUGUUGUAAUUUAUGUUUUAGAUAGAGAUUAUUGGAUUUCUUAAGUGAAAUGCGCAAAACUGAUGUAGAUCAUAAGAGCUGUAACGGCUAUCAUGUCCUACCAACAAAAUGGAGCUCAGUACCAGGGCGUACCCCAAGAUGUUGUUUCUGGCGAGCAAUA